This is a messenger RNA of Sycon ciliatum, 1711 nucleotides long. RefSeq lists its product as uncharacterized. The transcript is spliced from 7 exons. The record is from RefSeq and is a predicted model, not a curated record. The coding region runs from base 22 to 912 and encodes 296 amino acids. NCBI's taxonomy places the organism in Eukaryota, Metazoa, Porifera, Calcarea, Leucosolenida, Sycettidae.
CGCAUUCACACACGCACACACAUGCACACACACACAGUGAGCUAUGAGUCCGGACCUGUACAAUCUUGGCUGAGUGCGGCAGACGGAAACUGCGCUGAGUUGAACUGUCGCAUUGACGGGCCUGAGUCCAGCAAGCCUUGGAUCACAUCCUAUUAUAUCAAUGGAGUGGAGUGGACGAGCGCUAGGUUUCCUAGCAUCACACCUCAAGAAUCGGGAUCUCUGCUCAUCUGCAACGUCGACCUGAACAUCCACACGGGCACGUAUCGCUGCGAGGUUGCAGACAGCAACGGCUACUCGGCGUACAGACAGCUGUCCUUGUCUCGAGACCAACUCGACAGGUUUGUGCAUACAUUAGACCACAACCAAGACAAUAACGUCAAUGAACAAGUGCUGAGCGGGGGUACGUUUGCAGAAUCUCGCUCCUGGAGGAUGGGCAAUCUCAACUGCACUGAACUAGUGUGCACCGCCAUAGGGGGCGUCGGACCAAUCUCCUACGGGUACAUCCUCCCAAUGGACAACACCGACGACUUUGAGAUCUUCAACAAUAGGGUGCGACACUGCAGCACGUGCCCCAUGCCGACCGGGACGUAUGAGUGCGAGAUAGCGGACUUGGAAGGCUCUACGUUCACCGCAUUGUACAGCAAAGCAUCAGACCUUGUUGUUUGGAACGCCCGACUGAGGAGAGCAGAGCUUGAUCUAAGUCGGGAAAACAGAGAGAACCAAGGGCUCCGAAGCCAGCUGCAAGCACUAGAGGAACAAGUCAGUUCGGCUCAACAGAUUCUUGAUACGAAGCAAAAUCUGGAAGAUGACAUUGCGAAGGCCGAAGCUGACAGCCGAGUUAGCCUCGCUGAUCUGACUGCUUGCGAGUCCACCCUGGCAGGAGUGCGUCGCCUAGUUGCUCCCUGCGAGUGAGAGUUGAGGCCAGCGUUCACUAGUAGCAUACACACAUACAUGUAUGCGUGUCUUACAAGACUGUAUUCUACCUUUUCUGCAUCACUUAGCUAUUGCCUGAAGCAUCAAUUUCCAGUCGCCAAGCACGUCAUAGUAUAGGUUGAUUAAAAGCUUUCUUGGAUAGAAUAUACCACCCCUUCUCUCCGCAUCUAAAUUUUUAAGGCUGCCAUUGGUAGAUUAUACGCUCCGCUUUCUCUGUGAAUGUAAAAUUCAUUCUGAUUCCACCACAAACGCUAUGAGCUUGACUUGAGGAAAACAGCUGGCUGAAGGGUCUGGCCAGGUCCAAAGCAGGUCUCUAGACGGAGCUAGAAUUCUUGUUAUGGUGGCGAUGUUAAAGUGGACUGAGUUGACCAAGGACUGGGUCGGCUGUGAUGUUCAGUCCGGGUGAUUGUGAACUGGUUUGCUAUAAUGUUUGUAAUGGCACAGUGUGUUGCAUUGUCCAGCGUUCUCUUGUGAGAAUAGAUCUAGAUAACGCGAACAGCUAUUGCCUUCGCUCUCUUCUGCAUUUUAGUUAAGUUACACAGGCUUCUAUCUUUUGCAUUUUAGGACCAUCCUUUCAGUUCUUACACUUCUGAUUUUCGCACUCUAGAGAUUAUUCAAUUAGUGUGCCAUCAUCUAGGGUGUUUUGCAUGGAGCGACAUCACAAACACUAGCUUUCCACUCCAUACAAGCAUGCAACAUGAUGCCAUAUGCAUACACGACGAUGUCAUUCGCCUGCACAGCAAUGUCAUGUUGCCUAUACAAUGAUGUCAUGAGCAUA